GUUAAUAAUAAUGAAAUGGUUGCAUUACAACGAGACCCCAAUAACUCCUAUGAUAAGAAUGCAAUUAAAGUAAACAAUGUGAAUGGAAAUCAAGUUGGCCAUUUAAAGAAAGAUCUUGCAGCUGCUUUGGCCUAUAUUAUGGACAACAAAUUGGCACAAGUUGAAGGGGUAGUCCCUUUUGGUGCAAACAACGCUUUUACCAUGCCUCUGCAUAUGACUCUUUGGGGAAAAGAAGAAAAUAGAAAAGCGGUUUUAGAUCAGUUGAAAAAACAUGGAUUUAAAUUGGGUCCUGCACCAAAAACUUUUGGAUUCAGUUUGGAAAGUGGUUGGGGCUCUGGAAGAGCUGGGCCAAGCUAUAGUAUGCCAGUUCAUGCUGCAGUACAGCUGACAACUGAACAGCUUAAAACAGAAUUUGACAAAUUGUUUGAAGAUCUAAAAGAAGAUGAUAAAACUCAUGAAAUGGAACCAGCUAAGGCUAUUGAAACAUCAUUGCUCCCACAUCAAAAACAAGCUCUAGCUUGGAUGAUUUCCCGGGAAAACAGUAAAGAACUUCCACCAUUCUGGGAACAGCGAAGUGACUUAUACUAUAACACAAUAACAAAUUUUUCUGAGAAGAAUCGACCAGAAAAUGUCCAUGGAGGAAUUUUAGCUGAUGAUAUGGGUUUGGGCAAAACUCUUACAGCCAUUGCAGUAAUUCUUACCAACUUCCAUGAUGGUAAACCUCUUCCUGUUGAAAGAAUUAAAAAAAAUCAACUGAAGAAGGAAUGUAAUAUUAACAAUGGAUCUAUGAAAUUGGGAAGAAACAAUACCAGUGAAAAGACAGAUGAACUAACCAAAGGAUCUAGGUGCAGCGGAGAACCCAGUAUUUCAAAUGUCAAGGGAAAGCGUAAAUAUACCAAGUCAGAAUUGUCUAGUUCCUGCUCCAAAAGAAGAAAAACUGCUGUCCAGUAUACUGAAAGCAGCGAUUCAGAGGAAAUUGAAACUAGUGAAUUGCCACAGAAAGUGAAAGGCAAACUGAGAACUGCACAAUCAGAAAGUAAAAGCAGAGUUAAAGGAGCAUCUGCAUUGGAGGGUUCAAAGAAAACUGAUGUAGAGAGACCAAGAACAACACUGAUCAUCUGUCCACUUUCUGUGUUAAGCAACUGGAUUAUUGCUUUGCUGUUCUAAAACAUUGCAUUGGAAUGGAACCUUUUUAUGUGUUAUGUGUAAGGAGCA
Molecule: messenger RNA, 1215 nt
Organism: Myotis davidii
Lineage: Eukaryota; Metazoa; Chordata; Mammalia; Chiroptera; Vespertilionidae
Product: helicase-like transcription factor
Exons: 12
Coding region: 16-1167 (383 amino acids)
Molecular function (GO): ATP-dependent chromatin remodeler activity; nucleic acid binding; zinc ion binding
Source: RefSeq, a predicted model, not a curated record